GAGAAAAUUUUGCGGCUCUGGCUAUCACAUUUCCUGAGUGUUUGUAAUCAGUGUCAAAGCGACAGCAUUCAUCAUCCGUAUGUAUCCGUAUUAAAUACUACCGUCUAUCGAGCGACAUUUAAAGCAACGCUUUUUCUUCAAAGAAAUAGUUUCAGCAGUCAACUCGGAAACAUCAAUAUGGACGAAGAUGAAUAUGCGUCGGACAGCGAUCAAAGUGACGAAGACUAUUGUCCCGACGAUCGCCAGACUGAAAAUCUAAGCGAGGUCGAUUCCGAUGACGAUGUGGACGAUGCAGAGACAAACGGCAAAGAUUCCAGUAAAACAAAGCCAUCGAAAAAGAGCAACAAAACGAAAAAUGAAACAAAGAAGCAGACGGAUGAUAAGGUCGAAAAUGCCGAAAGUGAAACAGUCGCUGAAGAUGCAGAAGACGAUAAAUCCAGAGCAGAUGCACUUUGGGCGGAUUUUCUGAGUGGCACAGAUCCAUUGCCUACUAAAAAGCCAGAGCAGAAAAAAGCUGUAGCCGUCGAGGAGACAACAGUUCGUGAUAAUAAUAUAAAGCCAGAGCCGGUAAAAGAACCGCCAAAAAAGUUGGUUACCCAAAUAUUUGAUUUUGCCGGUGAGAAGGUGGAAAUUACAAAGGAAAUUGAAGAGACCACAACUUCCACAACCAACGAAAAAGCGGACGGUAAAUCGAGUGGACCGAGUAAUGGUGCUGGACGACGCCCGCCGACUGGAGGUUUGAAACGGGCUGGCGGUGGCAUUGGAUCAGUAUUAGGACACUUAACAAAGAAGAAUAAAAUUAGCGUGUUGGAUAAGUCAAAACAUGAUUGGGAUUCGUUUAAGCGUAACGAAGGAAUCGAUGAGCAGCUGCAAACACAUAACCGAGGAAGAGAUGGUUAUUUAGAUCGUCAAGACUUUUUGGAUCGUACCGAUGUCCGACAAUUUGAAAUAGAGAAGAGUAUUAGACUGUCUAAGAGAAAUAACCGUUAAUUAUUAAAGGAAAACUU
Bradysia coprophila is the source of this 1007-nucleotide messenger RNA. RefSeq names its product yeti (gene Yeti). Gene Ontology annotation, cellular component: Swr1 complex. Lineage: Eukaryota; Metazoa; Arthropoda; Insecta; Diptera; Sciaridae. The record is from RefSeq and is a predicted model, not a curated record.